CUCUCCGCACUAGGUCCCGGGACCCCGGAGCGCAGGCCGUGCAUCGUCGGGUUUCCUCUGCCCGCGCGCACAGCACCCGCGCGCUGCAGCAAGUCCGGAGUUGUCCCGCAGCCGGGACAUCCUCUGCUACCGGCGCCCGCGGGCGACCCUGCAGCCGAGGCCGGAGCCGAGGCACCCUCGCCCUGCGCACCCCGGGGUCCUGCGCUGCAGCGCGCGGUCCACCUCCACGCCCUCUUGGCGGGGCGGGCCGGGGAGACAGGACCGGCGCCCCAAUUCUGGGCACUGCGCCCGGCGCGGGGUGCGGGAUGGAGAGCAAGGCGCUGCUGGCCAUCGCGCUGUGGCUCUGCGUGGAGACUCGGGCUGCCUUUGUGGGUUUGCCUAGUGUUUCUCUUGACCCACCCAGGCUCAGCAUACAAAAAGACAUCCUUACAAUUAUGGCUAAUACAACUCUUCAGAUUACUUGCAGGGGACAGAGGGACUUGGACUGGCUCUGGCCCAACAAUCAGAGUGGCUCUGAGAAAAGAGUAGAGGUGACCGACUGCAGUGACGGCUUUUUCUGUAAGACGCUCACAAUUCCAAAAGUGAUCGGAAAUGAUACUGGAGCCUACAAGUGCUUCUACCAGGACACUGAUGUGGCCUCGAUUGUUUAUGUCUACGUUCAAGAUUACAGAUCUCCAUUUAUUGCUUCUGUUAGCGACCAACAUGGAGUUGUGUACAUCAUGGAGAACAAAAACAAAACUGUGGUGAUUCCAUGUCUUGGGUCCGUUUCAAACCUCAAUGUGUCACUUUGUGCAAGAUAUCCAGAAAAGAGGUUUGUUCCUGAUGGUAAUAGAAUUUCCUGGGACAGUAAGAAAGGCUUUACUAUUCCCAGCUACAUGAUCAGCUAUGCAGGCAUGGUCUUCUGUGAAGCAAAAAUUAAUGAUGAAAGUUACCAGUCUAUUAUGUACAUAGUUGUGGUUGUAGGGUCAAAGAUUUAUGAUGUAGUUCUGAGCCCCGCUCACAAAGUCGAGCUGUCUGUUGGAGAGAAGCUUGUUUUAAAUUGUACAGCAAGAACUGAACUAAAUGUGGGGAUUGACUUCAACUGGGAAUACCCUUCUUUGAAGCAUCAGCAUAAGAAACUUGUGAACCGGGACCUAAAAACCCAGUCUGGGAGUGACAUGAAGAAAUUUCUGAGCACCUUGACUAUAGAUGGUGUAACCCGGAGUGACCAAGGGUGGUACACCUGUGAGGCUUCCAGUGGGCUGAUGGCCAAGAGGAACAGCACAUUCGUCACGGUCCAUGAAAAACCUUUUGUCGCUUUUAGUAGUGGCAUGGAGUCUCUGGUGGAAGUCACGGUGGGAGACCGGGUCCGAAUCCCUGUGAAGUACCUUGGUUACCCUCCGCCAGAAAUAAAAUGGUAUAAAAAUGGAAGACCCAUUGAGUCCAAUCACACAAUCAAAGUGGGGCAUGUAUUGACGAUUAUGGAAGUGAGUGAAAAGGAUACAGGAAAUUAUACUGUUAUCCUUACCAAUCCCAUUUCAAAGGAGAAGCAGAGCCACAUGGUAUCUCUGGUUGUGAAUGUCCCACCCCAGAUUGGUGAGAAAUCUUUGCUCUCUCCUGUGGACUCUUACAAAUAUGGCACCACCCAAACGUUGACAUGCACGGUCUAUGCAGUUCCUCCCCUGAGUCACAUCCUCUGGUAUUGGCAGCUGGAGGAGGAGUGCACCUACAACCCCAGUCAAGCUGUCUUAAUGACAAAUCCAUACACCUGUAAAAAGUGGAGAAAUGUGGAGGACUUCCAGGGAGGAAACAAAAUUGAAGUAAACAAAAAUCAGUUUGCCCAAAUUGAAGGAAAAAACAAAACUGUAAGUACCCUUGUCAUCCAGUCGGCAAAUGUGUCAGCUUUGUACAAAUGUGAAGCGGUCAACAAAGCCGGGAGAGGAGAGAGGGUCAUCUCCUUUCACGUGACCAAGGGCCCUGUAAUCACUCUGAAGCCUGAUACCCAGCCAACCGAGCAGGAGAACGUGUCUUUGUGGUGCAGCGCAGACAGAACUACAUUUGAGAACCUGACAUGGUACAAACUUGGCCCCCAGGCUCUGCCCACACCUAUUUGCAAGAACUUGGAUGCCCUUUGGAAAAUGAAUGCCACCAUGUUUUCUAAUGGCACAAGUGACAUUUUGAUCAUGGAGUUCCAGAAUGCAUCCUUGCAGGACCAAGGAGACUACGUCUGCUUUGCUCAGGACAGGAAGACCAAGAAACGGCAUUGCGUGGUCAGGCAGCUCACAGUCCUAGAGCGCAUGGCACCCAUGAUGACAGCAAACCUGGAGAAUCAGACGACAAGUAUUGGUGAAACCAUCGAAGUUUCCUGCCCAGUGUCUGGGAAUCCCCCUCCACAGGUUUCCUGGUUUAAAGAUAAUGAGACGCUCGUGGAAGACUCAGGGAUCGUACUGAAAGAUGGGAACCGGAACCUAACUAUCCGAAGGGUGAGGAAGGAGGAUGAAGGCUUCUACACCUGCCAGGCAUGCAAUAUUCUUGGAUGUGCAAAAGUGGAGGCAUUUUUCAUAAUAGAAGGUGCCCAGGAAAAGACCAAUUUGGAAGUCAUUAUUCUAGUAGGCACUGCUGUGAUUGCCAUGUUCUUCUGGCUACUUCUUGUCAUUGUUCUACGGACUGUUAAGCGGGCCAAUGGAGGGGAACUGAAGACAGGCUAUUUGUCCAUCGUCAUGGAUCCAGAUGAACUCCCCUUGGAUGAACACUGUGAACGCCUGCCUUAUGAUGCCAGCAAAUGGGAAUUCCCCAGAGACCGGCUGAAACUAGGUAAGCCUCUUGGACGUGGUGCCUUUGGCCAAGUGAUUGAAGCAGAUGCCUUUGGAAUCGACAAGACAGCAACUUGCAAGACAGUGGCCGUCAAAAUGUUGAAAGAGGGAGCAACACACAGUGAACACCGAGCCCUCAUGUCUGAACUCAAGAUCCUCAUUCAUAUUGGCCAUCAUCUCAAUGUGGUCAAUCUUCUAGGCGCCUGUACCAAGCCAGGAGGCCCACUUAUGGUGAUUGUGGAAUUCUGCAAGUUUGGGAACCUAUCAACUUACUUAAGGAGCAAGAGAAAUGAAUUUGUCCCCUACAAGACCAAGGGGACACGAUUCCGUCCAGGAAAAGAAUACGUUGGGGAAAUAACCAUGGACCCUAAACGCCGCUUGGACAGUAUCACCAGCAGCCAGAGCUCAGCCAGCUCUGGAUUUGUCGAGGAGAAAUCCCUCAGUGAUGUGGAGGAGGAGGAAGUUUCUGAAGAUCUGUACAAGAACUUCCUGACCUUGGAGCACCUCAUCUGUUACAGCUUCCAGGUGGCUAAGGGCAUGGAGUUUUUGGCAUCUCGGAAGUGUAUCCACAGGGACCUGGCGGCACGGAAUAUCCUCUUGUCGGAGAAGAACGUGGUUAAAAUCUGUGACUUUGGCUUGGCCCGGGAUAUUUACAAAGACCCUGAUUAUGUCAGAAAAGGAGAUGCACGCCUCCCUUUGAAAUGGAUGGCCCCAGAAACAAUUUUUGACAGAGUGUACACGAUUCAGAGUGACGUGUGGUCCUUUGGUGUCUUGCUCUGGGAAAUAUUUUCCUUAGGUGCUUCUCCAUAUCCUGGAGUAAAGAUUGAUGAGGAAUUUUGCAGGCGAUUGAAAGAAGGCACUAGAAUGAGGGCCCCUGAUUAUACCACACCAGAAAUGUACCAGACCAUGCUUGACUGCUGGCAUGGAGAGCCCAAUCAGAGACCCACUUUUUCAGAGCUGGUGGAACAUUUGGGAAAUCUGUUACAGGCUAAUGCUCAGCAGGAUGGCAAAGACUACAUUGUCCUUCCGAUAUCAGAGACUUUGAGCAUGGAAGAGGAUUCUGGACUCUCUCUGCCCACCUCACCUGUUUCCUGUAUGGAGGAAGAGGAAGCGUGUGACCCCAAAUUCCAUUAUGACAACACAGCAGGAAUCAGUCAGUAUCUGCAGAACAGUAAGCGAAAGAGCCGGCCUGUGAGUGUAAAAACAUUUGAAGACAUCCCAUUGGAAGAACCAGUAGUAAAAGUAAUCCCAGAUGACAACCAAACGGACAGUGGUAUGGUUCUUGCAUCAGAAGAGCUGAAAACCUUGGAAGACAGAAACAAAUUAGCUCCAUCUUUUAGUGGACUGAUGCCCAGCAAAAGCAAGGAGUCCGUGGCAUCUGAAGGCUCCAACCAGACCAGUGGCUACCAGUCUGGGUACCACUCAGAUGACACGGACACCACCGUGUACUCCAGCGAGGAGGCAGAACUUUUAAAGCUGAUGGAGAUUGGACCGCAGGCUGGCAGUACAGCCCAGACUCUCCAGCCCAACUCUGGGACCGCACUGAGCGCGCCUCCUGUUUAAAAGGAGGCACCCGAAUCCCCUACUCCUGGAAAUCACAUGCGAGGUGCUGCUCAGAUUUUCAAGUGUUGUUCUUUCCACCACCAGGAAGUAGCUACAUUUGAUUUUCAUUUUUUU
Messenger RNA from Myotis daubentonii (Daubenton's bat), 4469 nucleotides. RefSeq names its product kinase insert domain receptor (gene KDR). Gene Ontology annotation, cellular component: plasma membrane; signaling receptor complex. The record is from RefSeq and is a predicted model, not a curated record. Gene Ontology annotation, biological process: regulation of MAPK cascade; positive regulation of angiogenesis; vascular endothelial growth factor receptor signaling pathway. NCBI's taxonomy places the organism in Eukaryota, Metazoa, Chordata, Mammalia, Chiroptera, Vespertilionidae. Gene Ontology annotation, molecular function: vascular endothelial growth factor receptor activity; growth factor binding; ATP binding.